Messenger RNA from Perca fluviatilis (European perch), 2874 nucleotides. Its product is annotated as palmitoyltransferase ZDHHC23-A-like. The record is from RefSeq and is a predicted model, not a curated record. Gene Ontology annotation, cellular component: endoplasmic reticulum; Golgi apparatus. Bases 691 to 1881 code for a protein of 396 amino acids. Gene Ontology annotation, molecular function: protein-cysteine S-palmitoyltransferase activity. The transcript has 5 exons. Gene Ontology annotation, biological process: protein targeting to membrane; peptidyl-L-cysteine S-palmitoylation. Lineage: Eukaryota; Metazoa; Chordata; Actinopteri; Perciformes; Percidae.
UCGUGUUUCUCAUAUAGUACACCCUCAUCCAGCUAAGUGUGGAUUGUCAGAGCUGCCGUUACAACUUUUGAACACCUCAACAUAGCCUGUCAGCUUUGGAGAGAGGCAUGAAAGACUCCUGGCUCUCUGCCUUCCUCAACCAUUUGAGGUAACACCUAUAUUUACCAAGCAUGCCAGUAUGUAAACUUCAAAUGGUGACUGAAAGAAGCUGUAAAGCUGAAGAAGGCUAUGCAAGAGAACAACUUGUGAACUAUUUAAUGACAUGCGAGGAAAAUAGUCUGGCAGAUAUAACACAAUAUCAAACUACUUGUCAGGAGGAAUCCAGGUUGCCUUCUGUUGGGACACUUCUACCAUGGGAAUCCAAGAAAUUAAAACCAUCUCACUGCACUGAUAGGGUAUGGCAGCAGCACCGCCACAGCAGAAACAUGCCAAAUUCCUUUUUCGAAUCAAAUGACUGAUGAGAAAGUAGGCUGCUGUUUUCAUUUUUUUUCAUCAGUCAUUGACAGAAGGAGCAUGGUGACAAGGGGUCAUCUUCUUAAUCAUUUCCCUCUUCAUCGUUUGCUGAAGAUCGCAUAACUUUUAGCUAGAGAGAGUACAUCUGACAUUUCAGCCCACGUGUGUUGAUGGUUUUGUAUUUUUGUUACAGACACAAAAGCUUGUAGACUUCAAAGUCAUCUUUAGCAAGCCAUUAUGAAAUGGGAGAAGUUAAAGCCUCCUGAGCCAGAUGAUCCUAUGUGUUGCUGUGAGUGUGACUACGACCAGUACGGAUGUUGCUGUGACUGUGAAGAUCUGGAUGAAGCCUUUAACAGGUGGCUGAAAGACAGACCUAAAGGUGGAUCUCAGUCUCCUGUACUUGGGGCCAUGAUUGACAAACUGGAGAUCUCCAUGAUCCCGGCCCUGGUGCUGCUACCUGUCUUGCUGCGGGUUGCAGCGCUGCACUACCUGCUGGGUAUCAUCAUCCUGACAGCUCUGCCCAUCCUGGUGCUGUGGUACUACUACGCCACGCACAGAAAGAAGAGACGCACUCUCUUCUUCCUCACUCUUGCACUCUUCUCCCUGUUCCACAUGUAUUAUCUCUUCAUCACAGAGAUUUUACCUUGUGGGGACGUCAGCCAGCUGCAGGUGUGUGCUGUGACCACUGGGGUGAUUCUCACUGUCAUCUCUCUUAUUCACACCAAGAGAGGCGCAGGAUUGGUGACCACUUCACUAUAUAUGGCACACAGUCACAGUCUGGAGGCUAACGAGGGCUCCGCACACCGUAAUGGAUCUAUCCAAUCAGCAGCCUCCUCAGGGACUGCAGCAGAGUUUCAGACAACAAAAGAGGUCGUGGCAACCAAAUGGAGCACCUGUCCUGUGUGCAAAAUAAUGCGACCCCCACGGGCCGGACACUGUCGAACCUGUGGAUCCUGUGUCCAGCGUCUGGACCACCACUGUAUCUGGAUAAACAGCUGUGUUGGACAGGCAAACCACCGCAGUUUCCUACUGACCCUCUGUGUGUUCGUGUUGACCUCUCUGUAUGGAAUCAGUUUGGUGCUCUGCAGCCUCUGUCCUCAACAGUAUCUACUGACGGCUCUCCUCUACUGCCCCGGCGUCUACAGCCAGUCCAGCAUGGCACUUUGCUUCACCUGUGCUUGGUACAGCAGCAUUGUCACCGGUGGACUGCUUCACCUGUUGGUGGUACAAGUUCUGAAUAUCAGCUUCAAUGUGACGGAGCGCGAGGCUCAGCUGGCUCUGAGGAACAAAACGGGCCAGAGGCGCCUGUGGGGACUCGUCAUCAUGACAGGAGAGUAUUCACGUGGCUUCUGUCACAACUGGGUUGAGUUCCUCACCAUGGCAGAUGCCUCGCUUUCUCCUCGCUCCAGCCUCACUGACUUGGUCUAGUUUCACUUUGUACUCUCUAGUAGCAGUUGUAGUAGUAACAUUAUAACAGACACUGCAUUGCUUUUAGGAUAUAUCAGCUGACGUCUUCCAAUGCUUAUUGCAUUCCAGCCUCUUCAUACAUUACAUUAAAAACCAUUGAUAUUUCCCUGCAAAUCUAGGUCACAGAAUAUCAAGGUGCUAUCAAAAACCACACAUUAAUAAUUGUUUUGGUGUUGGAAGUUGUUGCACAAUUUCUUCUAGGAAAUAACAUAGUCAUAAGGCUGCAGGAAGCACCAUGUUACUGUACAUAUUUUCUCUACCUGCAGAAUGUGAACAACAUUUAUGCUGUCUGACUGAAAUCGAAAUAUCAAAAUAUUGCUGACUGCAUGUCAAUUAAGAAAUGAAAUAAAAAAAUCUUGUAAGAAAUGAAAGACACUGUGGGGUUUAAAUAAAAGAAGAACAGCCAUGAUUCAGUUCUGAUCUGUAUUUUAGGUAUCUGCCCUUAGGAUGCCUCCCUGUGGAGGUCUUCGGAGUCAAACUGGUAGAAAUCCCUGUGACCCGCUGGGGGCUUUAUAUAUCCCAUUAUAGCACUUGUGUUCAUUCAUCAUUUGUUAUAACAAAACAGGUAUGAAAAACUGGCACAGAACCAAUCGAGCACUGCAUCUGACCCCUGUGAGUGAGUGGUGGGUCAAAAGUUCCUGGAGCAGCUUCAGCCAUCUUUAAUGUUAUGACUGAUGCAAUCUGUAUUAACUCAAUAUUCUUCUCUGCAGUGCUCUGUUUUAUAGAUUUUUUUAAUGUAAUGGUUUUUGUCCUUUGCUUUCUGAUAGUGCCAGUGGUACUCCGAAAUACACAUUUUAAGACAUGCAGGGAUUGUAUCUGUAAAUAGUCAAUUACUAUUACAUAAUAUAAUUAUGUUUUUAUAUUAAGCUGAAGGCCACAGUCCUGUCCACCAUUGUAAUGUAUAAGAUUGAAUGUGUACAAGUAAAUCUAUUCACUCUUAUAUAGCAUAAUAAA